GGUGCGGUCCGGUCUGGCAGCUGCCUUCCCUGCCCAUCCCUGGCGCAGUCCCUGCCGCGCCGAGCCGAGCCGGGCCGGGCCGAGGAUGCGCGCUGCCGGCCCGCGGCGUGGGCUGAAGCGAGGAGGGGUCUGCGUGGGGGGCUGAGCGCGGUGGGGCCGUGGGGACGCCGCCAUGGCCAAGCGGGAGGCCAGCGCCAGCCCGGUGGUGCGGCAGAUUGACAAACAGUUCCUGGUGUGCAGCAUCUGUCUCGACCGCUACCGCAACCCCAAGGUGCUGCCCUGCCUGCACACCUUCUGCGAGAGGUGUCUCCAGAACUAUAUCCCGCCCCAGAGCCUGACCCUGUCCUGCCCCGUCUGCCGCCAGACCUCCAUCCUGCCCGAGCGCGGCGUGGCCGCCCUGCAGAACAACUUCUUCAUCACCAACCUGAUGGAGGUGCUGCAGCGGGACCCCGAGAGCUGCGGCCCCCACCCCGGCCGUGGCCUGGACCCCGUCAGCGCCGUCACGGGCCAGCCCCUCUGCUGCCCCAACCAUGAGGGCAAGGUGAUGGAGUUUUACUGCGAGCCGUGCGAGACGGCCAUGUGCCGCGAGUGCACCGAGGGCGAGCACCGGGAGCACGUCACCGUGCCGCUGCGUGACGUGGUGGAGCAGCACAAGGCGGCCCUGCAGCAGCAGCUGGACGCCGUCAGGAGCAGGUUGCCGCAGCUGGCGGCGGCCAUCGGGCUGGUGUCGGAGAUCAGCCAGCAGCUGGUGGAGCGCAAGAACGAGGCGGUGUCGGAGAUCGGCAGCACCUUCGAGGAGCUGGAGACGGCGCUGCGGCAACGCAAGGGGCUGCUGGUGCGGGACCUGGAGGCCACCUGCGGGGCCAAGCAGAAGGUGCUGCAGGCGCAGCUGGACGCCCUGCGCCAGGGCCAGGAGAGCAUCCUCAGCAGCUGCGCCUUCACCGAGCAGGCGCUGCACCACGGCACUGCCACGGAGGUGCUGCUGGUGAAGAAGCAGAUGAGCGAGCGGCUGAGCGAGCUGGCCAGCCAGGAGUUCCCCGAGCACCCCCACGAGAACGCCCAGCUCGACUACGUGGUGGAGACCGAGGGCGUCCGCAAGUCCAUCCUCAACCUGGGCGUGCUGAUCACCACCAGCGCCACGGCCCACAAGACGGUGGCCACGGGCGAGGGGCUGCGGCACGCCGUGGUGGGGCAGCCGUCCUCGCUCAGCGUCACCACCAAGGACAAGGACGGGGAGCUGGUGCGCAGUGGCAGCGCCAGCCUGCGCUUCCAGGUGACGGCGCCGGACGGCGGCGCGGCCGAGGCAGAGGUGCAGGACAACAAGAACGGCACCUACGAGCUGCUCUACACCCCCCGCACCGAGGGCGACUUCCUCCUCUCCAUCCUGCUCUAUGGGCAGCCCAUCCGCGGCAGCCCCUUCCGCGUCCGCGCCGUCAAGGCCUCUGACGUGCCCCCCUCUCCUGACGAUGUCAAGCGCCGCGUCAAGUCUCCCAGCAGCGGGCACAUCCGGCAGAAAGCUGUCCGGCGCCCGUCCAGCAUGUACAGCAGCGGCAAGAAGAAGGAGAACCCCAUCGAGGAUGAGCUCAUCUUCCGUGUGGGUGAGCGGCGGGGGCUCCCCGGGGCAGUGGGGGCUCCCUGGAGUGGUGGGGGACCCCCAGCCCCCCCUGAGCCCCCCAUCUCUGCUGCAGGCAGCCGUGGCCGGGAGAAGGGGGAGUUCACCAACCUCCAGGGCAUCUCCACCUCCAGCAGCGGCCGCAUCGUGGUGGCUGACAGCAAUAAUCAGUGUGUGCAGGUGUUUUCCAACGAGGGGCAGUUCCGGCUGCGGUUCGGGGUGCGGGGCCGCUCCCCUGGCCAGCUCCAGCGCCCGACCGGCGUCACCGUGGACAUGAACGGGGACAUCAUCAUCGCGGACUACGACAACCGCUGGGUCAGCAUCUUCUCCCCCGAGGGCAAGUUCAAGACCAAGAUCGGGGCCGGGCGGCUGAUGGGCCCCAAGGGCGUCGCCGUGGACCGCAACGGCCACAUCAUCGUGGUGGACAACAAGGCCUGCUGCGUCUUCAUCUUCCAGUCCAACGGCAAGCUCGUCACCAAGUUUGGGAGCCGCGGCACGGCCGAGCGGCAGUUUGCAGGUACACUCGAUGGGCCCCAUUUUGUGGCGGUCAACAACAAGAACGAGAUCGUGGUGACCGACUUCCACAACCACUCGGUGAAGGUGUACAACGCGGACGGCGAGUUCCUCUUCAAGUUCGGGUCCCAUGGGGAGGGGAACGGGCAGUUCAACGCCCCCACCGGCGUGGCCGUUGACGCCAACGGCAACAUCAUCGUCGCUGACUGGGGCAACAGCCGCAUCCAGGUCUUCGACAGCUCGGGCUCCUUCCUGUCCUACAUCAACACGGCCGCCGACCCCCUGUACGGGCCGCAGGGCCUGGCCCUCACCUCGGACGGACACGUGGUGGUGGCCGACUCCGGCAACCAUUGCUUCAAGGCCUAUCGCUACCUGCAGUAGCCGCCAUGGGGACGGGGACGGGGAUGCCGCCAGUGCCGCGCCAGGACGGUGCCCGCGGGCCCCCCGGGAGAGUGCCCGCAGCGGGGUGCCCCGAGCGACGGCUGCCCCACAGCCGUCACCGCCCCACAGCUGUCGCUGCCCCACAGCCGUUGCUGCCCCCCAAGCGCCGCCCUGACCUUCAUGUGCACUUUACCCCGGGGGGAUGGCCGGGCCCAGAGUGGGGGUGAGGACGGGUCUGGCUGGGGCAGGGGCUGCCGGGGGGGCCACGGCCGUGCCCUUCCUCCUGCCUCACGGCGGGGCCGGCAGCCCCACUGCCCCUGCUGCUGGGGGUCCUGAAGGUGCAGGGGGGCGAUGAGGGCAUGUGGGGCAGGGGGAGCUGCCAGGCAGGGCUGGGGGCUGCCGGCGCUGCUUGGGGUGGUGGGGUGGCCACGGGGUGGCCAGUCCCGGAGCCCUGUGCCCCACGGGGGCUGCCCCCCACCGGCCGCGCUCCCCAGCAUUGCAGCCCCACUCCCCCGGCUCGAGCCCCGGCCGUGGGGCAACCACGCGUGCCUGCCUGCCCCGUGGCGGGGCUGUGCGGGGCUGCCGCCGCACGCUGACAAACUGUAUGUACAAAAUAAAGUAUUCUGGAAGUA
This is a messenger RNA of Grus americana (Whooping crane), 3138 nucleotides long. RefSeq names its product tripartite motif containing 3 (gene TRIM3). Gene Ontology annotation, molecular function: zinc ion binding; translation repressor activity; protein binding. The record is from RefSeq and is a predicted model, not a curated record. Gene Ontology annotation, biological process: protein polyubiquitination; proteasome-mediated ubiquitin-dependent protein catabolic process; negative regulation of translation. Lineage: Eukaryota; Metazoa; Chordata; Aves; Gruiformes; Gruidae. The transcript has 11 exons. The coding region runs from base 173 to 2506 and encodes 777 amino acids.